CAUGGCGAUUUGGGUAUGUUGGUCAAAGGUGACGUGUUGAUUGCAAUUUCAAACUCUGGAAAGAGUGAUGAGAUUAUGAUGUUGAUGCCACUGAUUAAGUAUUUGGAAGUGCCUUUGAUCACCAUCAGCGGUGAUGACAAAGGACCUAUGCCACAAAAUGCAGAUGUUGCGUUGACACUUGGAAAUAUCAAAGAAGCAUGUCCAUUAGGGGAUGAAAUUAAAUCCUUUGAUAUUCGUGACGGAUUGGGCAUGAAACUGGUGCAAAAAUCUGGGAUUAAAGUCAUCAUUAUCACAGGACGUAAAAGCAAUAUUGUUGAAAAACGUAUGGCUGAUCUGGGGGUGGAUUUGGUCUUUCAAGGUCGUGAAGACAAAGGGACUGCACUUAAAGAAGCUUGUGCUCAAUUCAAUUUAGAUCCUGAAGACUGUUUAUAUAUGGGCGAUGAUUGGCCAGAUCUUUCUGCCUUUGCAAUUGCAGGAAUGAAAGUCACUGUACCCAAUGGGCAUGUUGAAGUGCGUCGUCGAGCAGAUUUAGUCACUCAGGCGAUGGGUGGGCGUGGAGCGGUGCGUGAAGUCUGUGAUAUGUUGCUGAUGGCAAAAGGCACUUACCAAGAAUUACUUGAAAAAUAUACAGCUAUACCGCAUUAA
This is a messenger RNA of Oppiella nova, 645 nucleotides long. NCBI's taxonomy places the organism in Eukaryota, Metazoa, Arthropoda, Arachnida, Sarcoptiformes, Oppiidae. The record is from the annotation of a GenBank genome assembly.